Homarus americanus (American lobster) is the source of this 1146-nucleotide messenger RNA. Its product is annotated as LIM domain-binding protein 3-like. Gene Ontology annotation, biological process: regulation of Toll signaling pathway; central nervous system formation; innate immune response. Bases 14 to 910 code for a protein of 298 amino acids. Gene Ontology annotation, molecular function: Toll binding; growth factor activity. Gene Ontology annotation, cellular component: extracellular region. The transcript is spliced from 2 exons. Lineage: Eukaryota; Metazoa; Arthropoda; Malacostraca; Decapoda; Nephropidae. The record is from RefSeq and is a predicted model, not a curated record.
CUCUCGAAGGAACAUGAAUCUCAAGGCACUGAUCCUGCUGUCGGUGGUGGCGGCAGCUGCUGCUUCAUCAUCCAGCCACGUGAGAAUCAGUCUGGGGAAUGGUGGCAGCAUCCAGUACAGCAACGGCCAUGGGACGUCUCAACCUGCUGCUUCCUACCACCCAACAACACCCGCUCCUUCAUACAAACCUACGCCAGCCCCAUCAUACACACCAGCCCCGUCUUACACACCUGCCCCGUCUUAUACGCCUGCCCCGUCUUAUACACCUGCCCCAACCUAUCGCCCAAAGCCAGUCUACAACCCCGCCCCAACAUAUCGCCCUGCCCCAUCCUACCGCCCCGCCCCAUCCUACCACCCCUCCCCAUCCUACCACCCCGCCCCGUCCUACAAGCACCCCGAGCCUGCCGUGCCCGCCUGUGCUGACCUGACCAACUCUACCUGGUGCCUCGAGGACGAGGAGUAUCCAGAGUACGAGAUCAAGCACGCCAUCCAGUACCACUUGGACAAGUUCAACUCCCUGUACGCCGACGUGGCCGAACUUGACACGGAACUCUCUGUAGAGCGUCCCAACACCCUGGAAGAGGAGACUUACCUCUGUCCCUCAGAGACCUCCUACAUCCGCCCCCUCCGUGCCCAGAACACCGACGGCAAGUGGCGCGUCAUCGUCAACAACAUUAAUGUCCACUACAAGACCUUCACUCAGACCACCCGCGUAGAGGAGUGUCUCACUGCUGGUGAAGACUGUCCCAAAGUGCCUGUAUGUUACGAGUCCAAGUGCCUGCAGAAGUCCAUCUACCACCGCUUCCUCGUCUACGACUACUAUGAUCAGUACUUCCCCUUCGCCAUUGAAUCUUUCAAGCUGCCCGCCAGCUGUGCCUGUCUACUGGGCGCCUACACUAUCGACCACUAAAUGUUUUAAAAUACGAGAGAUAUAUUAUCCGUAUUUAAUCUUAGUAAAUAACGAAUGUGACUGUUUUAUACAUGGAAAAAUUCAUAUCAUAACUCGUGUUCUGUGAUACUCAUUUGUCCCUGUGUGUGCAGCAUGUCGGCGGUUCGUGAAGAAAGCAGUUCUCUAGUCAUCCAACAUCUCUCGCAUCUGCACUCAUAGUUUUUUAUAAAAUAUAAUAAAUUUAUAUAUGCAUUUGA